Messenger RNA from Trametes versicolor FP-101664 SS1, 1245 nucleotides. RefSeq lists its product as uncharacterized. The transcript is spliced from 4 exons. Gene Ontology annotation, molecular function: ATP binding; protein kinase activity. Lineage: Eukaryota; Fungi; Basidiomycota; Agaricomycetes; Polyporales; Polyporaceae. Gene Ontology annotation, biological process: protein phosphorylation. The record is from RefSeq and is a predicted model, not a curated record. The annotation marks the transcript as partial.
GACAACAAAACUGCGAACGACCCAUUCGACGACAGGGCCGACGACAAGGUCGAGGCAGACGCCAUCACACGCAAGAGGGUACGCGGACAACUCAUUAGCUACGCCGAGCUGGUUUUCCGUUACCAACAUCGCACCGCCCUCUACCAACUCCUCAUCAUGGGACGACACUUCCGUUUCAUUCGUUGGGACCGGUCUGGUACGAUUGUCACGAGGGCGGUCGACUAUGUCGAGCGACCCGAUCUCCUGUGCGAGAUGCUGUGGCACAUGGCCCAGCUGGUCGACGAACAACUUGGGAUGGAUCCGAGCGCUGUUCGCAUUCGCCAGGGCGACAGAGAUUACGCAUUGAUGGAACAGGUUGCUUUCCCACAAGAAGAAGACUGGGAGCACGAGGAACGCCUCAUCGACGCGCUCCCCGGGGGUGACCAGGUGUUUCGGUACGUCCGUGACGCGUUCCGAAACUCGUUGCAUGAGACAUGGUCCUGGCCUCGUUAUCGCCUCGACGUCCCAGACGGCAAGGAGAUCCGGCAAUACCUUGUGGGCAAGCCAAUCUUCCAUGCAUCGGGGAUGGCGGGUAGGGGCACCCGCGGCUAUGUCGCACUGGAUUGUCAAAGUCGUCGCUUCGUGUGGCUCAAGGACGCGUGGCGGGCGCACUACGACCUCGUGGACCAGGAAGGUUCCGUGCUGGAGAACUUGAACAAGGCGGAAGUACGCAAUGUCCCAACACUUGUCUGCCACGGUGACAUCCUUGAGCAGUCCACAAAGACGCCAGACUACUGGCCCACGGGGAAGGAUCCCGAAGAAGAGUGCCCUCUACGACGGUACCGGCACUAUCGCCUCGUGGUGCAGGAGGUUGCUAUGGACUUAACGGCGUUCCGGACUGGAAAACAACUGGUUUCGAUCAUCUACGACUGCGUCACCGCCCACGACGAGGCAACGACGAAAGCCAAGAUCGUCCAUCGCGACGUCAGUGGGGGCAACAUCCUCAUCUUCCCGAAAGCAGCUCACCUCCCGAACGGCAACAUGGCCGUGAAGUGGAAGGGGCUGCUCGCUGAUUGGGAGCUUUCCAAGCCGGUCUGUGAUGAUCCUUCCCGCUCGCGCGCGAGGCAGCCAGAGCGGACGGGAACUUGGCAAUACAUGUCCGUUGCCGCGCUUGAGGACCACGCCAAAGUCAUCGAGACCUCGGACGAGCUGGAGUCAUUCUUUCAUGUGCUCCUCUAUAACGCGGUCCGCCAUCUGAAGUCGAAC